Molecule: messenger RNA, 723 nt
Organism: Arctia plantaginis
Lineage: Eukaryota; Metazoa; Arthropoda; Insecta; Lepidoptera; Erebidae
Source: the annotation of a GenBank genome assembly
AUGCGGAGUUUUUUAUUUUUAGUGUUUUUUAUUUAUUCAGCAAAUAGUUCAUCGGCACCCUUCAUUAAAAAAUGCAAAGGAGGUGACAAGAAAUGCUUGAAAGAGGCCAUACAAAAAGCUAUUCCCAUUUUAGCAAUUGGCCAAAAAGAACUUGGAAUUGAAACUCUUGAUCCAAUAUUUAUAAAAAGUUUAAAUGCAAGCUCAAAUGGACUGAGUCUGCAGUUCCAAGACAUUUCGGGUACAGGACUUAAAGACUGUGUUGUCAAAAAAGCUAAACACGACGUUUCAAAGUUGAAACUGAAAAUAAAACUGCAAUGCACAGUGGAAUUUAGAGGGCAGUUUGAAAUGAAUGGAAAGCUGCUUCUCUUACCUAUGGAAGGAAAGGGAGAUGGUCGCGUGAUUUUGAGAAAGUUUGUAGUUUCAGUUGAAAGCGAUCUUGGUGAAAUUAAUUGCAGUGACGGACAAAAGCAUUGGACAGUCCAAGAUUACAAGUAUUCGUACGACUUGAAGGAUAAACCAACUAUUGAACUACGAAAUGUCUUUAAUGACAAUGAUGUUAUAGGUCGGACAAUCAAUGAAUUCAUCAACACAAGCAGCGAUGAACUAGUAAAAGACAUUGGACCUCCAUUAUUUGAAGUGGUUCUAAAAAAGGUUGUAGAAAACAUAAAUAAGUUUUUUAAGCAGGUUGCUGUGAGUGAUUUGACGUUAGAUUCUACUGAAUGA